Messenger RNA from Phymastichus coffea, 1137 nucleotides. RefSeq names its product protein-L-isoaspartate(D-aspartate) O-methyltransferase-like. NCBI's taxonomy places the organism in Eukaryota, Metazoa, Arthropoda, Insecta, Hymenoptera, Eulophidae. Gene Ontology annotation, biological process: protein modification process. Gene Ontology annotation, molecular function: protein-L-isoaspartate (D-aspartate) O-methyltransferase activity. The record is from RefSeq and is a predicted model, not a curated record. The transcript is spliced from 7 exons. Gene Ontology annotation, cellular component: cytoplasm. The coding region runs from base 357 to 1046 and encodes 229 amino acids.
GUUUACAGCUGGCAGUCGUAAUUAGAACAGCAACCUCGAUACUAGUUGACGUUUUCUUUGUUCGUAAUGUAUUUGUUAACUGUCUAAAGAAUUAUGUGAAUUUUAAACAACGAGUGAACAAGUGGUAAAAAACAGGAUAAAUCCUCAUGGACCAUAACGGUUGGAGUGUGACGGCAGUUCACCGAAGCUACCCACCUACACUCUCCCACCCGCCGUGUGACGUGACUCGCUGAUUCUCUCAGAUCGGGCUGUUUCAAGCGAUCUAUCAAUCGAACGCAAGGAGCCUCCGGGUCAUCGAAGACCAGCUGACCGUCCAAAUCCCGCUUCCCUUGAACCGGAAGAUACUUCACAUAAGAAUGGCUUGGCACUGUUCGGGAAGUACAAAUGAAGAAAUGGUUUCGAAGUUAAAAGAGGCCAAAAUAAUUGGGACAGAAAAAGCAGAGGCUGCAAUGUUGGCAGUUGAUAGAGCAAAAUAUUGCCAUGCAGCAGAUCCUUAUCAAGAUCGUCCUAGGCAAAUUGGGUUUAACGUUACUAUUAGUGCUCCACAUAUGCAUGCAUAUGCAUUAACAUUUUUGACUGACCAAUUGUUUGAUGGUGCAAAAGCUUUAGAUGUCGGUUCAGGUUCUGGAUAUCUAACUGCAUGUAUGGCUCACAUGGUUGGACCUCGUGGGCGUGUACUCGGCAUCGAGCAUAUACCAGAACUUGUCAAAAUAUCAAUAAAAAAUGUGAUAGAAGAUAAUCCUCAUUUUAUCGAAGAUGGUCGUUUGAAGUUUUUAGAGGGAGAUGGCAGAUUGGGAGUAGCUGAUGAUGGGCCUUACAAUGCUAUUCAUGUUGGUGCAGCUGCAAAUUCACUACCUCAGGAGCUUGUCGAACAAUUAGCACCUGGAGGUAGACUGAUAUGCCCUGUGGUUGCAAUUGAGGGAUUUAAUAGGCUCCAAAAUUUACUUCAAAUUGACAAAGAUGCAGAUGGUUCGAUAAAAAGAAAAAAAUUGAUGGAUGUAUCCUAUGUUCUUUUAACUGAUGCUAACACUCAACUAAAUAAUUAAAAAUUUUUACUGUUUGUCUAAUUGAAGUUCAACGAGAUAAUCUAAUAAACUGUUAAAUAAAAAUUCAUAACAUUUUUAGCUUUAUUGUGAA